Molecule: messenger RNA, 2134 nt
Organism: Daktulosphaira vitifoliae (grape phylloxera)
Lineage: Eukaryota; Metazoa; Arthropoda; Insecta; Hemiptera; Phylloxeridae
Gene: Pgi
Product: glucose-6-phosphate isomerase
Exons: 10
Coding region: 208-1884 (558 amino acids)
Biological process (GO): gluconeogenesis; glucose 6-phosphate metabolic process; glycolytic process
Cellular component (GO): cytosol
Molecular function (GO): monosaccharide binding; glucose-6-phosphate isomerase activity; carbohydrate derivative binding
Source: RefSeq, a predicted model, not a curated record
GCUACGCUGCGCUAUGUUGGUUUUCAGCUGUUUUCUGAUAGACGCAAACUAUACUAGUGGAAUUUUGAUCAACAUUCACUUAUUACCAAUUAUUAAUUCAUAUCCGCUACUUUGAGUUAAUUCACUUGUCUUCUUUAUUAUUUUACGUUCUUACUAAGUACUAUCUUUUAAGAACAUUUUUUAAUAUUUAUAACUUUCUCUAAAACUAUGACUGGAAAAACUUUACUAACUGAUGAUCCAGCUUACAAAACUCUUUUGGAUUAUUAUAAUUCGGUUGGUCGCUCGUUAAAUAUAAAACAGUUAUUUGCCAACGAAUGUGAUCGUUUCAAUAAAUACAGUUUGAAAUUAUCAACCCCUAAUGAUGGAGAUGUUUUGAUUGAUUACUCUAAAAAUCGAUUAGAUGAAAAAGCUUUUGGCUUAUUAUUAAAUCUGGCCAAAGCUCGUAAAGUUGAAGAAGCAAGAUCAUCUAUGUUCAGUGGUGAAUGUAUUAAUAUUACUGAAAACAGACCUGUACUUCAUGUUGCUUUACGUAAUCGUUCUAAUAAACCUAUACUGGUCAAUGGUUGUGAUGUUAUGCCAGAAGUUAACAGUGUUUUAAACCACAUGAAAGAAUUUUCUGAAGAAGUUAUUUCAAAAAAAUGGGUUGGUUAUACUGGUAAACCUAUUGAAGAUGUUGUUAACAUUGGUAUUGGUGGAUCAGAUUUAGGACCUUUGAUGGUAACUGAAGCUUUAAAACCUUAUGCUGUGGGACCCCGUGUACACUUUGUAUCAAAUAUUGAUGGAACACACUUAGCAGAAACUUUAAAAAAACUUAAUCCAGAAACUGUAUUAUUUAUUAUUGCCAGCAAGACAUUCACUACUCAAGAAACAAUUACCAAUGCAAAGUCAGCAAAAAAAUGGUUCCUUAAUAUAGCCAAAGAUGAGUCUGCAGUUUCAAAACAUUUUGUAGCCUUAUCUACAAACAAAGAAAAAGUAACAGAGUUUGGCAUUGAUGAACAUAACAUGUUUGGAUUUUGGGAUUGGGUUGGAGGUCGUUAUUCUCUUUGGUCUGCAAUUGGCCUUUCUAUAUGUCUUUCUCUUGGUUUUAAAAAUUUUGAGUCUUUAUUAUCUGGAGCCCAUUAUAUGGAUCAACACUUUCUUAACACACCAUUAGAAAAAAAUGCUCCUGUAAUUUUGGCUUUAUUGGGAAUUUGGUAUCACAAUCUUCAUGGUGCUGAAACCCAUGCUUUACUGCCAUAUGAUCAAUAUCUACAUAGAUUUUCUGCUUACUUUCAACAAGGUGACAUGGAAUCUAAUGGAAAAUCAGUUACAGUGGGUGGAACUCCAAUCAAAUCGUACUCAACUGGGCCAAUUGUAUGGGGUGAACCUGGAACUAAUGGACAACAUGCUUUUUACCAACUAAUACAUCAAGGUACUCGCCUCAUUCCAGCUGAUUUCAUUGCACCAGCUGUAACUCACAACUGUAUUAGUGAUGGUGUUCAUCAUAAGAUUUUAAUGGCUAACUUUUUGGCUCAAACUGAAGCACUAAUGAAAGGUAAAACACCAGACGAAGCUCGUAAGGAACUUGAAGGGUCAAAUUUAGAUGCUAAAGAACUUGAGAAAUUGGUUGCUCACAAAACUUUUUCUGGAAAUCGCCCAACAAAUUCUAUUGUGUUCAAACAAAUCACACCAUAUACUUUAGGAUUAUUAAUUGCUAUGUAUGAACAAAAAAUUUUUGUCCAAGGAGUAAUUUGGGAUAUCAACUCUUUUGAUCAAUGGGGUGUGGAAUUGGGUAAACAACUUGCCAAAAAAAUUGAACCAGAACUAGCAACAGGUAAUACUAUUACUAGUCAUGACUCUUCUACUAAUGGUCUCAUUAACUUCAUUAAGUCCAAUUGGUCUUAAAUUAAGUUAACUUUUAAAAUUUAGUCAACUUUUUAUUUCAUUGAACAACCUUCUAGUUUUUAUUUUAAGAAUAUUAUUUAUCUAUUAUUAAUUUGUUUAUUAUACUUUAAAUUAGAUGAAUUAUUAUUUUCACAUUUAUUGUAUUAUUAUUAUUUUGUUUUUGUAAAAUGUUAAAUAAAUUAAGUUAAUUACACAAUUUUAUUAUACUAAUAAGAAAAAUUUUAGAAUUACAUUUUUAAGAAAUUUUAUU